Molecule: messenger RNA, 2578 nt
Organism: Lingula anatina
Lineage: Eukaryota; Metazoa; Brachiopoda; Lingulata; Lingulida; Lingulidae
Product: serine/threonine-protein kinase RIO1
Molecular function (GO): protein serine/threonine kinase activity; ATP binding
Source: RefSeq, a predicted model, not a curated record
GUUGCGCACAAGACAAAGUUAACAUGUGUUGAUGGCACAACACAUUGCAAUAUUUUGACAUAGAUUAGGUUCUCAGUCUUUUUUUGCCGGUAGUCCUAAAUUUGACGUUGGCGAGUGCGGAUUAAAAUAUGGAAGAGGGACAAUUUGAUGACGCUGAAGAAGACAUCGGGUAUGAGAAUCAAGAUCAGCAUUUGAGCAAACAAGUUGAGGACUUAAAUGUGGAAGGUGGAUUUGAGGAAGAUAGUGAUGGUUAUGACAGUGAUGAUAAUGAUCUGGAUGCAUAUGAUUGGGCAACAGAAACAAGAGACUUUACCAAAAGAUUGAAUGCAGUUGUCAGCAGUGCCCAACAGUACAAUGCCAAUCCACAGAAAAAGAACACAAAGGGAACAAGUUCCUUUCAACCACAAGAGAAAGCCCUGAAGAGAUUUGAGGAUAAAAUCAAUGUUGAUAAAUAUGAUGGACCCAGGAUUUCAACAAUGGCAUCAAAUGUUUUAAAGAAGACCUCCAAGAAAAUGGAGGCGGACAGACAUCAAAGUGAUAAAGACAAGUCAGAUCGUGCCACCGUGGAACAGGUGAUGGACCCCAGGACCAGGAUGAUACUAUUUAAGAUGCUGAGUAAAGGAGUGAUUUCAGAGGUCAAUGGCUGUAUCAGCACAGGGAAAGAGGCCAAUGUCUACCAUGCUUCUACCAGUCAAGGACAGCAGAGAGCUGUCAAGAUAUACAAGACAUCCAUAUUGGUUUUCAAAGAUAGAGAUAAAUAUGUCACUGGAGAGUUCAGGUUUAGACAUGGCUACUGCAAACACAACCCAAGAAAAAUGGUAAAAACAUGGGCAGAAAAAGAGAUGAGAAAUUUGACAAGAAUCCACCAGUCAGGUUUGCCGUGUCCUGAGCCUUUCUUACUGAGAAGUCAUGUUCUGGUCAUGAGUUUUAUUGGUGAUAAUGGAUGGCCUGCUCCCAGGUUAAAAGAUGCAGACAUCUCUGAAAGCAAGGCUCGUGAGUUGUAUCUACAGAGUAUACAACUGAUCAGAACACUGUACCAGGAGUGCAGGCUGGUCCAUGCUGACCUCAGUGAAUUUAAUAUGUUGUAUCAUAAAGGUCAAGUGUAUGUGAUAGAUGUGUCUCAGUCUGUGGAACAUGAUCACCCUCAUGCCUUGGAGUUCCUCAGGAAAGAUUGCAACAAUGUUACAGAAUUCUUCAGGAGGAAAGGAGUCUGCACCAUGACAUUAAAAGAAUUGUUUGACUUUGUCACCGACAUUACAAUAUGCAAAGAAAAUAUUGACCAGUACCUGGAACGUGCAAUGGAGGUAUCUGCUAACAGAACAGUAGAGGAUGUGACAGAACAGGAGAAAGUUGAAGAAGAGGUAUUCAAGAGAGCCUUUAUUCCAAGGACAUUAGAUGAUGUGAUCGAUUUUGAGGGAGAUAUUCACAAGGCAAAAGAAGGAGAUGUAAGCCAGAUUUUAUACCAGACAGUGACUGGACUGAAGCCAGAUUUGUCAGGUGCUCAACAGUUGCCAAUUUUGCUUGAGAAGUCUCAGCAAAGAAGAACCACAGAGUCCUUAAAUUCUGCAGGAGAGGAAAGCUCUGAUGAAAAAGCAGAUGAUGAAGAAGAGGAAGAGGAAGAUAGUGAUGAUGAAAGUCGGCCACAAAAGCUCAAUACCUUUAGGCCUCGGGAUGAGUCACCCUCCAGUCGUAAGGCUAGAAAGCAAGCAGUAAAAGAAGAAAAGAGAGAAAAACGUCAAAACAAAAUUCCAAAGCAUGUGAAGAAAAGGAAAGAGAAACUUGCCCAAGCCAGGCAUGGGAAGAAAUGAAAUGGCUUCAUGCAUUUCAUUUCAGAUUAAUUUAAUGCGAAUUGGAUAAUCCGCUGAUGUUUCCACACCAUAUAUUAAAAUGGAAGACAAUUGAUUGAAAAUGUCAUUAUAUGGAAGACUUUUGAAAACCUGUUAUUCCUAUUGUUCUUCUUGGCCUUUGAACUGUUUUCAGCAAUUAAUUAUUAUUAGUAAUGGCUUAUAAUGGCUUAUCUUGCCCCACCUUCAAUAUUGAUAUAGCUAAGUGGGUGCAUGUGGUGCUCAUAGAUAUCCAAACUCCCUCACACAUACAGUAAUACCAUUCUGAUGACAUUCCAGUGGACUCCCUCUGGACGCAUUAUUUCAAUUAAAGCAAAAAUGUGUAUCUCCUUUGGAUUAUGAUUUUGAAUAACACAGGCCUUUUGCAGUUGACAAUACAUGGCCACCAGGGGGCUACACUGGUUGGCAGUACUACUAGUAUGUUCACAGACUUCUGUAACGAUGAAUACUGGGAUAAUCAUUAAUUGCGACUCCACCCAAGUAUCACAGUCUACUAGAACAAUCGCUAUUAUCAAUGCACAUAACCAGUUUGAAGGCAGAACAACAAUGGAUGCCGUAUGAAUCAGUUCCCUUAUAGCCAGGAUGUGAUGGGUCAAUAAACAGAAUAUUGAAUUACAAGGAGGGGGUGGAGUUGGCAUACUUACAGUCCUUUAUUACAAUAAAGUUUGCCAAAUAUUAUGAUCAGUUUUGUUAACAGUCCAAAAUAUAAUAAUAAUAAAACAUUGGAAAGCUGA